CUACGCCGUUAGCCCCUGACGGCGGUGUAAGUGCUGCGUUCGGCCCCGCCCUCCCAGCGCCGCUCUGGCCCGCCCUGCUCACACAAACUCCCCGCCUGAGCUCUGCCCGAGUCUGGGGGAAGCGUACGGCCUGGAGGCGGUGUGUGAACAAGGAGUUAAUAUAUUAUGCCGAUGACCAAGGGGGUCGAUGGAUGAAGAUGUGACGACCCUCUCUCCCCAUUCCCACCAGCCCAAGAUCAUCUUCCAUGGGACAGGUGGGGAUGGUGAAGUCGAGGAGGAUGAGGUGGCAGUGGAGUUACAUGAGACGGUCCUGGUCUCUGGAGUGGAGGAUGAAGGGAUUGCGGUGCACGGUUUUUCCCCAGAUGAGCUGGUUAUCCAGGAUGCCAUAGGAGAUGUUGUGGCCGAGUACAUACAGAACGAUGAGGAGGAGGAGGAUGAGGAAGGCCUAAGCACCAUCACCGUGGGGACGUGCGUGAUGUCUCCGGGGAUAGCUCUGGAGGAUGUGCUCAAUUCGUCUCAGGUGCAGGAGGACCCGGACGGGUGUGAAAACUACCUCAUGAUUUCCUUGGAGGAACCAGGGAAGAUUGUGUCAGAUGAUGACACUAAAGUUACAACUGAGGGCACUUUAGAGGAGCAGGACAAUGGGGAAAAGGAGGAUGACGAGGGUCAGGAGGUCAUCAAGGUUUAUAUCCUGAAGGCUGACUCGGGAGAUGAUGACUUGGGUGGCACUGUGGACAUUGGAGACGCUGAUAUUGACGUGGACGAAAGUGUGGAGUUGAUGGAUCCAUCUGCACUCGGUGAUAAAAUGGUCCUGAUGCCUGUGGGAGAAGCCAAUCAGAAUCAGGAAGACAUUAGUGUGGAUAAGAUAACCGAUGAAGUGUACAUGGAGGUUGUGGUCGGGGGCGAGGAGCCUGCCAAUCACCAGCGGCCGUUUGAUAACACCUCACUAAGCAAAGACUUUAUGCCUGUAGCUUGGGCAGCUGCUUAUGGUGGGCAGGAGGCCGAGAGCUGUGAGAACAGGAACGGAGCAGCCAGUGCAGUGUUACACGUCGAAGAGUCUGACGUUCUGGAGAAAAUCAACCAUCAGCGAAUCAAAAGCAAGAACAAGAAACACACCGAGACGCGUCACAUCCAGACAGCGAUUAUCAUCGGUCCGUACGGACAGCCCCUGACGGUGUAUCCAUGCAUGCUGUGCGGAAAGAAAUUUAAAUCGCGGGGUUUCCUGAAGCGUCACACCAAAAACCAUCAUCAGGAUGUCAUAAACAAGAAGAAGUACCAGUGUACAGACUGCGACUUCACCACCAACAAGAAAACCAGCCUCCACAAUCACAUGGAGAUCCACACACUGAGCAGCAAGAGCAUGCAGUUCGAGUGCGAGGUGUGCGGGAAAGAGUUCCACCAGCAGGCGGCGCUCUUCUCCCACCGACUCCAGCAUCAUUACCGAGAGCCGAAGCUGCAGAUCCCGCCACCCGCUACGAAAAUGCACAGCUGCAAGUUCUGCGAUUACGAAACAGCUGAGCAGGGACUUCUCAACCGACACUUGCUGGCUGUUCACAGCAAAAACUUUCCUCACAUCUGCGUGGAGUGCGGGAAGGGCUUCCGGCACCCUUCCGAGCUCAAGAAGCACAUGAGGACUCACACGGGGGAAAAGCCAUACUCGUGCCUGUACUGCAGUUACAAAUCAGCCGACUCGUCCAACCUGAAGACGCACGUGAAGACGAAGCACAGCAAAGAAACGCCUCACAAGUGCGAGCGCUGCUUCCAGACCUUCGCCGAUCCCGAAGAGCUUCAGCAGCACGCGCUCGCGCACGAGGAGGAAGCCAAGAGCCACCAGUGCAUGCACUGCGAGCACCGGAGCUCCAACUCUAGCGACCUGAAGCGGCACGUCAUUUCCGUUCACACUAAAGAGUACCCGCAUAAGUGCGCCACGUGUGGAAAAGGCUUCCACCGGCCCUCUGAGCUCAAAAAGCACUCGGCUGCUCACAAGGCCAAAAAACUGCACCAGUGUCGCCACUGCAGCUUCAGGAUCGCAGAUCCGUUCGUGCUCAGCCGCCACAUCCUUUCAGUCCACACCAAAGAAACGCAGCAGCAAACGCCGUUCUCGGACAAAAAGGGCCUGAAGAAGGCGUUUGUUCUGGGUGCUCACGGAGGGAAAAAGGUUUUGGCCAAAGUGCACAGAGAGCGGAGGGUGUAUCAGUGUCAGUAUUGCGAUUACAGCACAGGAGACGCCUCUGGCUUUAAGAGACACGUCAUCUCCAUCCACACCAAGGAUUACCCACACCGCUGCGAUUUCUGCUCCAAGGGCUUCCGCAGGCCAUCAGAGAAAAACCAGCACAUCGCACGCCAUCACAAAGACAUGCUGGCGUCCGUGUGAUGUUAGACACUCUAACUGGAGGGUACGGUGUGUGCGAUAUGGCAAAAAAUAAAUAAUAAAAAAGAAAAGAUACAAAAAAAAAAAAGCGUAGCUUCAGUUUUAGUUUCACAGAUAUUCUGAUGAUAACGGGCUAACUUUAAAAUUGAGUUUACAUUUUUUUUUACAUAUAUAAUUUAAAAAUGUAUAAAGUAAGUCUAUUUACUAAGAAGAAUAAAUGAACCACUUGAUUUAUUAAAAAAUAGGUUUUAACAUCCCAAACAAUGACACGUUACUGCGAGCAACAGCGCACUAGGACAAGCAGUGAUCAAACGUAUAGUGACGUAAUCGAUCUUAAUGUCGCCGCCAUAUCGCCACAUCGCACGACCCUCUCAGAGAAAAGGUCUUUUUUUAGCAGCUUCUUGUUUAGUCACAUCGAUCAUGCUAACACCAAGAACAUGUGUUAUGUAGAGAAUGUUUCCUAACCUCCUCACUAUGUUCAAUUUUUUUGUUCAUUUUCCUAACUAUUAUUCUCAGCUGCCUCAUUCUGUCGGGAGUGUUUGUGUGAGACUCUGGGUGUAAAAUUUUCAUAAAGGUAUUUUCAUCACAAAAGCAUUUUCGAAAGCAAGUAACAGAAUAUUUGCCGUAGCUGUAUUGUGUGUGUGUGUGUGCGCGCCUGGCACAGACAGGGAUUUUGAUGUUUCCUAGUAUUGAGAAAAGAGCAGAAUGAAAAUGAAAUGGGAAAAUAAAUGCCUUGGAUAAAUGAGAUCAUGGGUUUGAUCUAAGAGGGAGGAAUGGCAGUCUCUCUUUCACUCUCUCUCUCUCUCUCUCUCUCUCUCUGACCUGUCAAUCAUAGUGACAGCAGCCAAUCACAGCUAUCUUUAAGCUUGCUGUUUUUUUCCCCCUAGUACCUGGAAACGAACAGAAAAAUCUUCUAUUGUGUUUUUAAACACACACACUACAGAUGAGGUGGUGAUUAGGGUGUCUCAUUUUUGCUUGCUUGUUUGUUUGUUUGUUUGUUUGUUUGUUUUUUUAAAUAGGAAUUCACAUUUCCAUCAAACUCCCAUGAGCUAAAAAUGAUUAUUGAAUUGCCUUGUAUGAAAUAGCCAAUGUCGGUCCUUGUAAUGCAUAAAGCAGCUUCACAGCUGAGGUUUCUGUGAAUGUUGCAUUGUGCUUUAUAGGAAUAAUUACCCAUGCCUGUUGAACAGACUGCUGACAGAGAGGGGACGAAACCCCCUUUGAUUUAAAAUCAUUUUAAUGGCCAUGUCUGUUUUUUUU
This is a messenger RNA of Clarias gariepinus (North African catfish), 3628 nucleotides long. It is a transcript of the gene zfx, whose product is annotated as zinc finger protein X-linked. The record is from RefSeq and is a predicted model, not a curated record. NCBI's taxonomy places the organism in Eukaryota, Metazoa, Chordata, Actinopteri, Siluriformes, Clariidae. Gene Ontology annotation, molecular function: RNA polymerase II transcription regulatory region sequence-specific DNA binding; metal ion binding; DNA-binding transcription factor activity, RNA polymerase II-specific. The transcript is spliced from 8 exons. Gene Ontology annotation, biological process: regulation of transcription by RNA polymerase II. Bases 188 to 2374 code for a protein of 728 amino acids. Gene Ontology annotation, cellular component: nucleus.